AUGGUGAUCGGAGGCUACUACGCCUGCCACAUCAUCUACAUUGUCCUGGUGAUAGGUGGCUACUACGCCUUUCACGUCUACUGUAUGGGCUUCAGCUCUCCACCCUCUCUCCCUCCCUGUCCCUGUCCCUCUGUGUCCUCCUCUCGACUCACCGCAGGCCCGCACGAGCCAAGCAUUGCCGGGUGUGCAACCGAUGCAUCUCCAGAUGUGAUCACCACUGCGCAUGGGUG
Molecule: messenger RNA, 230 nt
Organism: Closterium sp. NIES-65
Lineage: Eukaryota; Viridiplantae; Streptophyta; Zygnematophyceae; Desmidiales; Closteriaceae
Source: the annotation of a GenBank genome assembly